This is a messenger RNA of Macrobrachium nipponense, 1570 nucleotides long. Its product is annotated as prolyl 4-hydroxylase subunit alpha-1-like. The transcript has 9 exons. Lineage: Eukaryota; Metazoa; Arthropoda; Malacostraca; Decapoda; Palaemonidae. The record is from RefSeq and is a predicted model, not a curated record. Bases 476 to 1570 code for a protein of 364 amino acids. Gene Ontology annotation, cellular component: endoplasmic reticulum. Gene Ontology annotation, molecular function: protein binding; procollagen-proline 4-dioxygenase activity.
UGUUCCCCUGAUCAUAGUGUAACUUUUCACAGAAUUAGAACUAUCUGCUCAGUUACUUGUGCCUCCGAGAGGAAAGAACUGCUCGGCAUUCCUCUACGAGAAUUUUGCAAACCGUUUACAUAGUAUUUUGAACAAUUGUUUUCAAACAUAAGCCUCCAGCGUUUCGUUUUCAGUUGUUAAAAAAGGAAAUUGAAGAAGAAGAAGAAGAAUGUUGAUUCUGCUAUUACAGGCAAAAACAGUGUAAAAGCGAGAGAAGAAAGGGAAAGAUCGUGUUAAGUUAUCUAUUAUUUACUAUACUGACCUUCGUGAGGUUUUGUUGACAAUGUUUUAGUUACUAUUUUAGGCUUUUUCUGAACAAAAAAUUCUUUGCCGAAGGAUACGCAAUACUUUAUUCGCUCCAGGUGAGGGUCCUUUUACGUUAGGCCGCAAAUCGGAUACUGCUCAGAUCUUUUCUGACCAGAAAUUCAAAUAGAAAAUGGUUCUGACUAUUUUCGGUAUUCUGGUGAUUUUUCAAAUCGGUGGCGUCGUGGAAUGUCAUGGCGUCUCGGGCGAACUCUACUCUUCACUUUCUCAUAUGAAGGACCUUUUCAUCUUCAACAAGAAGAUUGGCGAGAUCUUAGACUUCUUACCACAACAUAUACCAGAGGUUACCAGAUACAAGGAGUCCUACAAUUCUUUUUUGGAAGAUGUCGAUGGCUUGGGCAAAGGGGAUCACCUCAGCACGGCCAUCACAGGGAAUCCCAUUCUCUUGUUUUCCCUCAUCAAGAGACUUGUGCUGUACUGGCCAGCCAUCAAGAGAGCAAUCACGCAUACCCAUUACUCAAAUCCAAACUGUACCGAUGCCUACGACAAUUGUGAAGUCUGGGCCAAGUGGUUGGAAUGCGCAAAUAAUCCGGAAUUUAUGCUCGCUUACUGUAAGGUCUCCUGCGGAUUAUGUCGAGGCUCAGUGGUGCAAGGACAACUGGCUACCCUAUUGGAACUGGAGGAAAAAACUCUUAUCCCUUGUGAAAACGAUCUUAAGGGAGCAGCCUUAGCUCUAGCUAGACUUCAGGAAGUUUAUCGGCUACCCAUUGAAGAAAUGGUCAUGGGAAAAAUUAAAAAUGUGCAGACUUCAGCUCGUCUGAACACUUACGACUGCAUUCGCAUUGCAAACGAGAGUUUCUAUGAGUCCAGAUAUGCCAAUUCCUAUCUUUGGUAUCGUCAAGCAGCGGCCAGUGCCAGCGAUCCAGAGCAGAAGAGUCUCAUCCGAUUGAAUCUUGGUCAAGUGAUCAUGGAGCACGAUGCAAACUUCCAGGAAAAUGUGCAUUAUUUCUUCCCUGCCCGAAUAUCAGAGAAAAACCUGCAAUAUACUUGGGAUUCGUCAUUCAAUCAGCUCUGCAGAGGAGAAAGCCUAGUGGACAGUGCCACUUUAGCCAAUCUGAAAUGUUAUGUAUCAGCCCGAGGAUCUCCUUAUCUAAUCCUGAGGCCCAUCAAGUAUGAACAUGUAUAUAACAAUCCUGAGAUGUACAUGUUCUAUGAUGUUAUUUCUAAUGAAGAAAUUCAAGCCAUCAAAGAUACCUGCAGCCAGUGA